AUGUCUGGGGACAACAACUCCAGCCUGACCCCAGGAUUCUUUAUCUUGAAUGGCGUUCCUGGGCUGGAAGCCACACACAUCUGGAUCUCCCUGCCAUUCUGCUUUAUGUACACCAUUGCUGUUAUAGGGAACUGUGGGCUCAUCUGCCUCAUCAGCCAUGAGGAGGCCCUGCACCGGCCCAUGUACUACUUCCUGGCCCUGCUCUCCUUCACUGAUGUCACCUUGUGCACCACCACGGUACCUAAUAUGCUGUGCAUAUUCUGGUUCAACCUCAAGGAGAUUGACUUUAAUGCCUGCCUGGCCCAGAUGUUUUUUGUCCAUAUGCUGACAGGGAUGGAGUCUGGGGUGCUCAUGCUCAUGGCCCUGGACCGCUAUGUGGCCAUCUGCUAUCCCUUACGCUAUGCCACCAUCCUUACCAACCCUGUCAUCGCCAAGGCUGUUCUUGCCACCCUCUUGAGGAAUGUGAUGCUCAUCAUCCCAUUCACUCUCCUCACCAAGCGCCUGCCCUAUUGCCGGGGGAACUUCAUCCCCCACACCUACUGUGACCACAUGUCUGUGGCCAAGGUAUCCUGUGGCAAUUUCAAGGUCAAUGCUAUUUAUGGUCUAUUGGUUGCUCUCCUGAUUGGUGUGUUUGACAUCUGCUGUAUCUCUGUAUCCUACACUAUGAUUUUGCAGGCUGUUAUGAGCCUGUCAUCAGCAGAUGCUCGUCACAAAGCCUUCAGCACCUGCACAUCUCACAUGUGUGCCAUUGUGAUCACCUAUGUUCCUGCUUUUUUCACUUUUUUCACUCAUCGUUUUGGAGGACACAAUAUCCCAAACCACAUACACAUCGUCAUGGCCAACCUUUAUCUGCUACUGCCUCCUACCAUGAACCCAAUUGUUUAUGGAGUCAAGACCAGGCAGAUUCGGGAAGGUGUAAUUAAAUUUUUACUUGGAGACAAGGUUAGUUUUACCUAUGACAAAUGA
This is a messenger RNA of Nomascus leucogenys (northern white-cheeked gibbon), 966 nucleotides long. Its product is annotated as olfactory receptor 52N2. Gene Ontology annotation, molecular function: G protein-coupled receptor activity; olfactory receptor activity. Gene Ontology annotation, biological process: G protein-coupled receptor signaling pathway. The record is from RefSeq and is a predicted model, not a curated record. NCBI's taxonomy places the organism in Eukaryota, Metazoa, Chordata, Mammalia, Primates, Hylobatidae. Gene Ontology annotation, cellular component: membrane.